CUCAUUUCGUCCAAGAUUCUAUGUACGCUGGCGAGAGGGGGGAGAUCCACUUUCAAGUCCAUCCAGAUGUUACGAAUUUCACCUCUAUCAACAUGGAACUCUACAGUGCCUCCAGUUCUACCACCCCCAUCAGGGCGGGGGAUGUUUGUACCCCCUCGGUUGCUUUUGUGGGGGGCGCCAACUACUUCUGUACUGUUCAUAACUUGAGGCCGAAUACGGUGUACUAUGUGAAGCUUCAAGGGUACAACUCGGCUCUGGACAAUUUGGCAGAUGGUGGACAGGCAACUGGCUUAACUGCCUGGUCCUACCUCCAAAGAAUUGAGACGGGUGACACUCUGACCUUGGACUGUCAAUUGAAUUCCUUCGUCGUGGGGUUCAAAUACGACGAUGUCUACUCCUCUAACCCGACCCAAACAGUGACUGAAGUCCAAACAUGGACUGGAGGAACCAACCUAGCUUUCGACAGCCAGGAUGUAAUCCAGACCCAGUACGGAGGAAACGAACCCGACUUCAUCAUCGACCGAGACCAAGUGCUGCUCUUCCGAGGUUACCCUUCAGCUAUCAUUGUACAAUCGGAUGCAACUCAAAUCACCCACAUCGCCUUCAGCUACUCAUUCCAAACCGAUCAGGUCAUUUACGGUCCCCAGGGUACCUUCAACUCCGCAACGGCUAAUACAUUCUCACUUGUAAAUGAACGGAUAUUCCAAGUGACUGGAUCAUUCAGCUCAGCGGGAGUAUUGGCGGCAAUCGGUUUUUCGAAGAGAGACGAUGGCGGGGCGGAAGUUACGAGCACGUGUUACGGAACAGGAGACUGCUCCGGGUUUUCAGUGACGCAAACAACAGGCAACCAGUAUGUGACUUCAAUGUUCGGAGCAACGGACACAAGUGGAGUUAUAAGAGCCUUGUCCUUCAGAUGGGCUUCAAUGUCGUUCCAGCAGUACACUCUGCGAGACACCAGCUGUGUGAUUGACGUGUUCCCCGACUGGAACGACAUCAAGGCAUACACUUUCAACUACACUGCAACACCAAGUUCCUCUUGUGGAUCUACACGCACAAUUGAUGAUGAUCAAAAACUGGUCAACUACACCAAUGGAAUUGGACAGGGCGAUGGAUCUGGCUCGACGGCCGGCGAGGUCGUUACCGGCAACGGGGUCAGCAUAGUGCGCCAGAGCAGUUCGGGUUUCUCUCUGGUGUGCUGCUACCAUACAAGAGGCAACGUCACUUCUCUGUUUGAUACUGAAGCGGAGGAUUCUCAAUCUGCUAUGGGCGUGAACAGAGUACCCUAUAAACUGUCCUUCUACACUAAUGCAGCGUUCACAACUGCCUUUGGAGCGGACAGUGUCGUGAACGUUCUGCUGGACGCCCCGUUCUACUUCGGGGUCACUUUUGAGGACGACAACCCGGCCAUCCUGGGGGGCAUGACCAUCUAUGCACCAGAGUGCUGGGCAACUCAGACCUCCAGCUCAGACAAGAUCGAUGGGUCAUACUUCACUCUGGAACAGAAUGGAUGUCCGACUGACUUUGACACUGGAGCUUUCGAGCGAUACGAGACUGUUCGGAGUGACAGUGGCAACACUAUAGACCCCCUGUCGUACCGUGCAUUCGCGUGGGAGUCGAACGCGGCUGGCGUUGUGUACAUACACUGUACUGUGAAGGGGUGCAUCAGCGACAACGCCAACGAAUGCAUCGCAUCUACAACGAAUAACUCGUGCAGCAGUACGGGAAGGGCCAGGCGUGCGGUGGAUAGCGGAGUCACUCUUCCCGAGAUGACCAUCACUUCACAGCCCCUGUUUGUAGCCAGACCCAAACGACACAUCACCCUCGAAUCUCAGCGUGAGUCAUUCCUUGGAGCUCAUGCUUCUCAGCUUGCUAUCAGUUUCGUCGGCGGCAUGAUGCUUCUGCUAGUGAAGACAGGCUUCUCAUGGGCGAAGCAGAGAAGAGGGCAGCGAAAUAACCACAUCCAAUAAACCAGCAGGAGAUCACUCGGCAGCACAAUGAAGCCGAUUUUUUUUUAAUUUGCAGGAAGCUAUAUACCCAGAGCCUAUACUUUAUUUUUCACGUGGCAGCUCUCUUUCUAAAUUGUUUUAUAAGGCCUAAAGAUCCUAUUUUUUUGUUUUGAUGAAAAUUUUUUUUCUCUCAUGGGUCAAAAAAUAAUUGGAGUUCGAAUGUUAGAUCAUGCAGAAAGCUCGUCACUAACAUUUUUUACGAAACAAUUAUUUCUGAAUAUUAUUUUGUAGCUAUUGUAAAUGUGCUUAUACUGCUGAAAUACUAUUUUAUAUUGAAAGAGAACCAAAUUAGUUUGUAAAUAAACUUCAAU
Molecule: messenger RNA, 2317 nt
Organism: Symsagittifera roscoffensis
Lineage: Eukaryota; Metazoa; Xenacoelomorpha; Acoela; Convolutidae
Exons: 11
Coding region: 21-1967 (648 amino acids)
Source: RefSeq, a predicted model, not a curated record